AUAUCUAUCGUGUUACACGUCAGCUUUCGUGCCGGAUUUGUAUACUUGUAAAACUUACCUCUUUCAAUCUAUUUAACUCAUAUUUAGCUACCAUGAAUCACGUUAGUUUUGUCGUUUUAUUGUUGGUCGGAUGCACAAAUGCCUAUUACAUGACGAUAGACGCUCAUGCUGAAGAAUGCUUCUUCGAAAAGGUUUCAGCAGGAACAAAAUUAGGUCUUACAUUUGAAGUAGCAGAAGGUGGAUUUUUGGACAUUGACUUCAACAUUGUUGGUCCCAAUGGUCAGACGAUUGAGUCUGGUGAACGUGUGAGCAAUGGAAAGUAUGCCUUCAAAGCAGAUAUGGACGGAGUGUACACUUACUGCUUUUCCAACAAAAUGUCUACAAUGACUCCCAAGAUUGUCAUGUUUACCAUUGACGUUGGAGAGCCUACUGCUGAACUUCAUCCAGAUGCAGCCAAUGGAAAUCAUACCAAGCUGGAAGAAAUGAUCAAAGAACUCUCAGGCGCCCUGCGAACAGUGAAACACGAGCAGGAUUACAUGAAUCUGCGUGAACGCGUUCACAGGACCAUCAACGAAAGCACAAACUCGCGAGUUGUGAUGUGGUCAUUUUUCGAGGCCUUUGUCCUAUUGACCAUGACUGCCGGUCAGGUGUAUUAUCUCAAGAGGUUUUUCGAAGUCAGACGAGUGGUUUGAUCAAUUGAGAAUGUCCAUCCAAAAUAAAUUUGUGACUCUUGUGUAAGUGAAUAAGGUUUAAAUAAACAUGAAUUUCAACCAUCAUUAUCAUUGAUUCAAAUUCAACGCAUAUUGUUGCUGGUAUUGAUAUCGUGUAUUGUAUGCAUGUCAACAAUCAACAUUGGUAUACAGCAAGAGUAAGUAAACUUACUAAAUCAUCUACCAGCUUUGAAAACACUCAAAUGGACCGAAGAUGAUUAUUAUAGUGAAUGAGCUAUUAAGAAAAGACUACAAUCUCAAGCCCCAUCGGUAAUCUUCGUUCAUUUUUAUCUAAACACUGAUAAAGAAGUGAAAA
This is a messenger RNA of Daphnia pulicaria, 1026 nucleotides long. Its product is annotated as transmembrane emp24 domain-containing protein 2-like. Gene Ontology annotation, biological process: endoplasmic reticulum to Golgi vesicle-mediated transport; intracellular protein transport; Golgi organization. The transcript is spliced from 4 exons. Lineage: Eukaryota; Metazoa; Arthropoda; Branchiopoda; Diplostraca; Daphniidae. The coding region runs from base 93 to 692 and encodes 199 amino acids. Gene Ontology annotation, cellular component: Golgi apparatus; endoplasmic reticulum; COPII-coated ER to Golgi transport vesicle. The record is from RefSeq and is a predicted model, not a curated record.